Linum tenue is the source of this 624-nucleotide messenger RNA. The record is from the annotation of a GenBank genome assembly. Lineage: Eukaryota; Viridiplantae; Streptophyta; Magnoliopsida; Malpighiales; Linaceae.
GGUUGUGAGAGAAAUCAACUACAUAGAUGAUGGGUAGAAGUCAGAACUGAAGAUGGGUCGAGUUCUCAAGCAAAGUACAUCAUUGUUUCUGCAAGCAUAUGAGUUCUAUAGAGUAACCUCAUUGAGUUCAAGCCACAUUUGGAGCCUAGGAGGCUUCACUUUAUAUAUGCAUAUUUGAGAGAUGAAUUGUCCCUUGUGCUAUUCUACUUUUUGGGUCGCUUCUCAUCCUAGAAUCUCCCAGAUGACGGGGUGCUUGUAAGCCAUUUCAUUAACCUGCCGGUAACUCCCAUAGGUUAUUUAACAGCCAAAACCAUGUCACAUUCUACACAUCAAACAAUAAUCCAUCCUGCUCCUAGGGAAGCUGAGGAGCGUAGGCAGAUAAUGUUGAGUCAGAUAUUGUCUGCUCAAGCUCGAGAAAGACUUGCUAGAAUUGCACUAGUCAAGCCUGAAAAAGCUGGAGGUGUUGAAGACGUUAUACUUCUAGCGGCUCAAAUGGCUCAAUGAGAUGGAGUUUGCUGGAUUCGGCUCUCAAGCUGGAACUGUCUCAUAUCACCCUUUUGCAGCUUCCAAGUAGAUGGUGUCUACAUAAGAAGCACGGAACUUGUAUAAGCUAUUGUUUGGAAC